Molecule: messenger RNA, 2235 nt
Organism: Cebus imitator (Panamanian white-faced capuchin)
Lineage: Eukaryota; Metazoa; Chordata; Mammalia; Primates; Cebidae
Gene: CLDN22
Product: claudin 22
Exons: 2
Coding region: 1380-2042 (220 amino acids)
Biological process (GO): bicellular tight junction assembly; cell adhesion
Cellular component (GO): plasma membrane; bicellular tight junction
Molecular function (GO): structural molecule activity
Source: RefSeq, a predicted model, not a curated record
GGAAAAUCUUACGUCUAAAAGAAAAUGAUUAUGGUAAGCAUUACAUAGGUAGAAGUGAGCUGAGCUUAAUUGAUCGGGUUAUUGAAAUCAAAAUGGUGAUGGCUGUCCAAUAUAGUCAGUUUCAAGCUUUAAUGUGUAAAUUUCAUAUUAGAAAGAUUUUUCUGUUUUUUGUUGUUGUUAGAUAGAAAUGAUCAUUAGUUUGUUUCCUAAAGAAAAAAAAACUAACAGUCUGAAAACUUUUAAGUGUUCUACAUUAGUAAGACCACAUGCUAAGCAACCGCAAAUCCACAACAAUGACUUUUUUCUUCUUUGAACAGAAGUGGUUUGUGUUUAGGAUAUUACCAGGCACUCGGUGAGACAGGAUUUUAUGAGGCUGAAAGGUUUUCAGAACCUUCUGAUACUCUCAGAUUUAAAAUGCUGACCAAUCUCUUCUCUCAUCCUUUCCCUCAAAACUUUCAUAUUAAAAAAAGAAAAACAAUUCCAAAGAUAUUUUUCUUGAUAUCCAGAAAUUCUCAGGUCAUCUAAUGAAAACUUUCCUUUGUUCAAUGAAAAAUUACUAACAUGGGGAUAUAUACUUCAGUGGUGAAUAAACAGAAAUUCUGACUCUAACCUACAAUCCUACUGCUGAAUUUUUUCUGCCGCAAAGAAAGCAUAUGCAAGAAAAAAAAGUGUUUAUGCACACAAGCAUGAAUGUGACAGAAAGGCAUGCAGAUAAAUAAGCUAGACAUGUAGUUCAGUAUCGUUUCAUAUGCCAUGUGGUAUAUGUAGCCUGAGGAAUUUCUAAAACACAGGCCUGAGUUCAGGUGUAGAGAGAUUUCUGGUAAGACUGAUAUAUUUGGUUAAGAAAUACUUUCCUUGAACUUAUUUUUUAAAAAAAUAACAGUAUUACCAUAACAUGCACAUUUGAAAUGUGAGGACUAUAAAUAGGUGAAAAUCUGACAGGUGCAUUAGUGAAAUACAAAGCAGGAGGAGCUGAACCAAAACCAUCAGUUAAACGUUUUGUAUUUAGACUUCUUCAUUGUUUGACUCUUAGAAAGGUUGGGAAUAACAUGAAAGCCAUUUUCACCUUAACCAUGAAAGGAUUAUUAUCACUUAAUUACAUUUCAGUGACAAACUGCUUUCUGCAAAAUCCAGCCCACAGGACACAAACAUGAUCUCGGCCACACCUUGGCAUUACUGGUUUGCAACAUUAUUUCCCUAUCCUUUCCUGAAACCCAUUCAACAUGGAAUCAAACAAUAGCCACUCUGGCAAGAAUCCUCCUAUAUACACAAUGAAGAAAUAUUUCUGAGUUUCAUAAGUUACAGCACGAAUGUCACACUUCUUUUCACAGCAACCGAAGGGCAGGUGUUAGUUUGGCUAAAGCGCUCGGGAUAUUCUAAUGGCUUUAGUAUUUAGAACUGUGGCUCAACUAGCUGGAGUUUCGUUAUCUUUGCUGGGAUGGGUUUUAUCCUGUCUUACAAACUACCUGCCACACUGGAAGAACCUCAACCUGGACUUAAAUGAAAUGGAAAACUGGACCAUGGGACUCUGGCAAACCUGUGUUGUCCAAGAGGAAGUGGGGAUGCAGUGCAAGGACUUUGACUCCUUCCUGGCUUUGCCUGCUCAACUCAGGAUCUCCAGGAUCUUAAUGUUUCUGUCAAAUGGGCUGGGAUUUCUGGGCCUGCUGGCGUCCGGGUUUGGCCUGGACUGUUUGAGAAUUGGAGAGAGUCAGAGAGAUCUCAAGAGGCGACUGCUAAUCCUGGGAGGAAUUCUGUCCUGGACCUCGGGAAUCACAGCCCUGGUUCCUGUCUCUUGGGUUGCCCACACGACAGUUCAGGAGUUCUGGGAUGAGACCGUCCCAGACAUUGUCCCCAGGUGGGAGUUUGGGGAGGCCCUCUUUCUGGGCUGGUUUGCUGGACUUUCUCUUGUACUAGGAGGGUGUCUGCUCAACUGUGCAGCCUGCUCCAGCCAUGUUCCCCUAGCUUCGGGCCACUGUGCAGUGGUACAAAUGGAAGAUGAUCAUCAGCAAUUGGAGACGAGAAACACCAGCCUGAAAAACUAAGCCAGAAACGACAAGCGUCUGCUGUGCAGGAGGAGCCAGCUCAAUGCUGGGUUUGGACUGGUGAACCACUUCUAUCUUCCACUCUGAGACCAAAACCAAUCAAGACUUAAUAGUAAUGACACCCAUUACCGUGGAUGAGUUUUCUCGAUUUUAAAAUGGUGACUGCAUAGAAGUGGUAAAUAAAGCAUUAAAU